AUGGUUCGUGGUGAAACUAAUGCCAUUAACAAUGGACAAAGAAUUAUUCUUCCAAAGAGCUUUACCGGUGGUUCAAGGUACAUGUUUAACAAUUGCAAGGAUGCUUUUGCAAUAUGUAAAUAUGAUGGAUAUCCAAGUUACUUUAUCACUAUGACAUGUAAUCCAAAAUGGAAUGAGAUAAAAAGAGAGGUAACAUCUCAAGGACUCCAUGCAGAGGAUAUACCAGACAUCUUAUGUAGAAUAUUCAAGUUGAAGGUUGAUAAAUUAAUUAAGGAAUUGAAGAAAGGAACAUUCUUUAGAAAGAUUAUUGGAUACUGUCUAACUAUAGAGUUUCAGAAGAGAGGUCUACCACACACCCAUCUUCUUUUGUUCAUGCAUCCGAAAUCAAAACCACGAACUGUUGAUGACAUAGACAAGGUUAUUAAGACAGAGAUUCCAAAUAGGGGGGAAAAUCCAAAAUUGUAUGCUGCUGUUGAGAAAUAUAUGAUUCAUGGUCCAUGCGGUCAUUUAAAUAGUAAGAGCCAAUGCAUGAUCAAUGGUAAAUGCUCAAAGUUUUUUCCCAAAGCAUUCAGAGAUAGGACAAUUAUUGACGAAGCAGGCUUUCCAAGAUAUCAAAGAAGAGAUGAUGGGCGAACUGUAUCAAAGAAAAAUGUUGAGGUUGACAACUCCUUCAUAGUUCCAUACAAUGCCGGUCUUCUUUUAAAAUUUGGAUGUCACAUCAAUGUUGAGUAUACUUGCCAAACUUCAGCAAUCAAAUAUCUGUUCAAGUAUCUUCACAAGGGUAAUGACAGGGUGACAGCUGUAUUUUAUCAAAACAAUGGAUCUCAGGUAGAUGAAAUACGUAAUUAUUAUGAUUGUAGAUAUAUAUCAGCAUGUGAAGCUGCAUGGAGAUUGUUUGGUUAUCCUAUUCAAAUGAAGGAACCAGCAGUAAUAAGAUUGCCAUUCCAUCUUCCUGAUGAUAUGCCAAUUGUUUACAAAGAUACCGAUACAAUUCAGUCGGUUGUUGAGACUUAUUUUUUCAAGAAAUCUAUGUUGAUUGGAUGGUUCAAAGCAAAUGAAGUCCAUAAUAAUGCAAGAAAUCUGACUUAUUCUGAGUUUUCAACAAAAUUUGUUUGGAAUGGAGAGCAUCAUAUGUGGACUCAGAGAAAGCAAGGAUAUGCCAUAGGAAGGAUAUCUCAUAUACCACCAAUGAAUAAGGAAGAUUACUAUCUAAGGCUACUUUUGAACAUUCAAAAGGGAUGCACGAGUUUCAGCAAUCUAAGAACAGUUGAUGGUGUCGUUUAUGACUCCUUCAAAGAUGCAUGCUAUGCUCUAGGAUUGUUGCAGGAUGACAGAGAAUUCAUUAAUGCAAUCUCUGAAGCAGGAACAUGGCACUCUGCAACUUUUUUAAGGAGACUUUUUGUUGUUUUAUUAACAUCAAAUAACAUGAGUAGACCAGAUUUUGUUUGCAAAAGACUUGAAACUUUCUCUCUGAUAAUGUACUAUAUGAACAAAGAAGAUUACUGCAAAUGGAAGAUUUGA
Messenger RNA from Arachis ipaensis, 1521 nucleotides. NCBI's taxonomy places the organism in Eukaryota, Viridiplantae, Streptophyta, Magnoliopsida, Fabales, Fabaceae. The record is from RefSeq and is a predicted model, not a curated record.